Pestalotiopsis fici W106-1 is the source of this 1794-nucleotide messenger RNA. RefSeq lists its product as uncharacterized. The transcript is spliced from 3 exons. Bases 1 to 1794 code for a protein of 597 amino acids. Gene Ontology annotation, molecular function: transmembrane transporter activity. Lineage: Eukaryota; Fungi; Ascomycota; Sordariomycetes; Amphisphaeriales; Sporocadaceae. Gene Ontology annotation, biological process: transmembrane transport. The record is from RefSeq and is a predicted model, not a curated record.
AUGCUCGAGCCACGGCAUCAAAGCUCCUUCGAGGGCACAUCUCAAGCACCCACCAUUGCCGAGAGUACACCAAGCUUGGCAGGCACCAACGGAGAAAAGGAUGUCGAUACAGCUUCGAAAAGCGACGUCAUGAACGAGAAACUCCAACCAAUGGCUCCAACGCCCGCCGAGGCAGAAAAACUCACCGACUUGACAAAGACGAUAACGGCUCGGUCGCAAAACAGCAAUGCCCUAAGACAAACAGAAACAAGAGAGGAUGGUGUUGCAUAUCCCACAGGAAUCAAGCUCUUCCUGAUCAGCUUGGCCUUGUGUCUCAGUGUCUUCUUGAUUGCUCUAGACAAUUCAAUCAUCGCCACUGCUAUCCCAAAGAUCUCGGAUGAAUUCCACAGUCUCGGCGAUGUCGGUUGGUAUGGCAGUGCCUAUCUGCUCACCACAGCUGCCCUCCAGCUCAUGUUUGGAAAAUUCUACACCUUCAUGGAUAUCAAGCUCGUCUACCUGAGUGCCAUUGGCGUUUUCGAACUUGGUAGUCUGAUUUGUGGUGUCGCUCAAAACUCCGUCACCCUCAUCAUUGGCCGUGCCGUUGCCGGUAUGGGCUCGGCUGGUAUCUUUUCCGGUGCCCUCCUGAUCCUCGCCCACAGUGUCCCGCUCGCCAAGAGACCAAUUUACACUGGAUUGAUUGGAGGCAUGUACGGUAUUGCAUCCGUCGCUGGUCCCUUGAUGGGAGGUGCUUUUACUGAUAAGGCGACCUGGCGAUGGUGUUUCUUCAUCAACUUGCCAAUUGGUGCCGUCACCAUGAUUGUCAUCUUCUUCUUUUUCCCCAGCCCCAAGGUGGAUAAGCCAAAGGACGAAACGUUCUUGGAGAGGGUUUGGCACUUUGAUCCCAUUGGCACCGUUGUGUUCAUGCCCGCGAUCAUCUGCCUGCUGCUCGCCCUUCAGUGGGGCGGUACUACCUAUGCCUGGAACAGCGGUCGCAUUAUUGCCCUCUUUGUGCUAUUUGGCGUUCUCAUCAUCUUGUUUGUCCUGGUCCAGUGGCGACAGGGCGAAGAUGCUACGGUCCCCCCGAGAAUCCUCGCCAAUCGCUCCGUCUGGUCUGGCAGCUUGUACGCCUUCGGCACGGGAGCAGCCUUCUUCGUGCUCGUCUACUAUAUCCCCAUCUGGUUCCAAGCAGUUCAGGGUGUCUCGGCUGUUGACUCGGGUAUUCGCAACCUUCCAAUGCUGCUGGCCGUCGUCAUCUCGUCAAUCUUUGCCGGCGGCAUGGUCUCCGCGCUGGGUUACUAUGCUCCGUUCAUGAUUAUUGGCACCGUUCUCAUGUCCAUUGGCGCCGGUCUUCUCUCCACCUUCCACCCGGACAUCAGCUCGGGCAAGUGGAUUGGCUACCAGAUUAUAUUCGGUCUCGGUGUCGGCUUCGGAAUGCAACAGCCCAUGAUGGCUGUGCAGACUGCUCUUGACAUCACUGACAUACCCACCGGCUCCUCGGUUGUCAUUUUCCUGCAAACCCUUGGCGGAGCUCUGUUCGUCAGUGUCGCUCAGUCCAUUUUCACCAACCAGCUCGUUGCAUCGCUGGCCGAGAACGUCCCGACCCUUGACCCUACGAUCGUGGAGUACGCUGGUGCCACGAACCUCAAGUCUUCGGUCCCCGCCGAGUUUUUGACUGGUGUCAUUGCGGCAUACAGCACUGCGCUCACCAAGGGCUUCCUGGUCUCGAUCGGCCUGGGUGUAUUCACCGUCUUCGGAAGCGCCUUGAUCCCGUGGAAGUCCGUCAAGGGCAAGAAUAUUGAAAUGGCUAUGGCAUAA